Messenger RNA from Geodia barretti, 4677 nucleotides. NCBI's taxonomy places the organism in Eukaryota, Metazoa, Porifera, Demospongiae, Tetractinellida, Geodiidae. The record is from the annotation of a GenBank genome assembly.
GCCGCAUGGAUGAAACCAACCAGCAGCGGCAGAUGAGAGCAAGUCGAAGUGAAUUUGAGCAGCAGUGACUGCUAGCGAGGGGGUUGCGUCAGUGCAGUACAGUUAUUCCAGUCCUAGGUCCCUAGACCGAGGCUAUGGCUAUACGACCCAACGCUGCUCUGGGACAACGUAGGAUAUCGAGACUGAAAGAUGAGGGACGGCGCCAGGCGAGCCGCUCGCUGGGCCAGGCGGGGACUCUGCCGCCCCUGGUGCUCUACAUGCACUCCUCGUAGAGCGAGACAAGGACCGAAGGCCACUCCGCUGCCGCUGGCCAAAGUUAUGGUGGUAGCAUCGGUGCUAUUUGUGAACCAGUUUGGAAGUAUGCUGCUAUUCCCUUUCCUCCCGUUCAUGGUGCACGACUUCUUCCCACAUCUCAGUAGAGAGCAACUCGGCCAGAAGGCUGGAUAUCUUGGAAGUGCAUUCUUCUUUGGAAACUUUAUUGGCAGUUUCGGCUGGGGCUGGGCGUCGGACGUGUUUGGACGCAAACCCAUCAUGUUGCUGGGUCUCUUCUUUACGCUCAUCAUGGAGCUGCUCUUUGGGUUCAGUCAGAACUUUGCCUGGGCCGUGACAGCCCGGUUCCUCUGGGGUCUUCUCAAUGGGAACCUCGGAGUCGCCAAGACCUACAUCUCUGAGGUUUGUGAUGACAGCAACCAGGCCAAGGGUUUCUCUGUGAUCGGAACUAGUUCAGGGAUUGGAAGGCUUGUUGGAUCUGUGGUCGGUGGUUUCUUGUCUCAACCGGCUUCGAAAUACUCUGUGUUUGAAACUCAGUUCUUCUGCAAGUUUCCCUACGCCUUGCCCUGCAUCGUCGGUGCCACAAUAUGCCUCCUGAGUUUCAUAUCUGCAUCGAUAUUUAUAGAGGAGACGUUGCACAAGACCAGGAGAGAUUCGGCCGCUAGCAGUGAAACCACAGAAACACCCAGCUCGACUGACUCCGGAAUCGAACUGGCUCGCCAGCUACAGGACGACGAGAGAGAAUCAGACGACAGACUCAUCGGUUCAGACACGGCUCCGCUGGUGAUGGAGAGCGAUAUCGACAGCGAGUCCGACGGAGGAGGGGUGAUGUCAUCCGAUGGAGGGAUGACAUCGUUUGACGAGAGAGUUGGGUCCGACACGGAGCUGUUAAUAAACGAGGGUAGGAGUGAGGAGGAGAGAGUGGGGAGCGUGAGGAGAUGGUCAACUAGCUGGAGCCCCCAUGUGGCGAUCAGGAGGACUCGGAACAAGGCGAGGGGGUGGAGGGAGGGGUGUGGUGUGUGUGUGGCUGGUUGUGCCAGCUGUACUCCAAAGAAAGCCCGCCUGUUUCUCCGAGACAAUCUGAGACGGAUGCUGGGGAAGUUGCACAUGGUGGCACGACUGAUGGUCGACCGGAAAGUGUUCCUCUCUACUAGUAUCUAUGGGAUGUAUGGAGGCCUCCAUGUAUUAGUUAGCGAGACCUUCCCACUGUUGAUGGUGACGUGCUAUCGUCACGGAGGGUACCACCUGGACGGCAGCGAGCUGGGAGUCAUCAUUAUGUGCAGCGGUGUCUUACAGAUCUUCUGGCAGUUGUUGGUCUACCCAAGACUAGUCAAAUUACUCGGUUACCGUCGAACCUUCCAAUUCGGCGUCUUUGCGUGUGUUGCCUGUUUUCUCAUCCUCCCGUUCUCCAACUGGAUCACCGGACCCAUAGGGGACGCCGCAGACAACCUCUGUAGCGGCUCCGAAACAAACUCUACCUCGUCGUCCAGUGUCUAUUCUGGGUCGGGGUCUGGGGGGUUCGUCGCGGCAAACUCGACCGGGUUCUGUCAAGUCGAUUACGAGACUAGCGUGAACGAAAACUCCGUGUCAAGGAUUCCGGCUAGAGUGUGGGCAAUGCUGCUCAGCGUGAUGGCCCUUCUAGUCAUAUCCAGGAUCAGUGGGUUCAUCAGCCUGUUUGUCUUAGUUGGAAACUCCAGCCUGCCAGAGACAAGAGGCUCCGUCAAUGGAAUUGGACAGUCUCUCGUGGCCAUCAGUCGGUCCAUAGCGCCUCUGGUCGGCUCUCUGCUCUUUGCCUGGAGCGAGAAUAACAGAGGUGGCCAGGGUGGUGUGGCGGUGCCCAAGAUAAUAUACGCCUCCAGAACGCACUCUCAGCUCUCUCAUGUCAUUCAUGAACUGAAGAACACCAUAUACAGACCUCGAAUGGCUAUCAUUGGCUCCAGGGAACAGCUGUGUAUCCAUCCCGAGGUCUCCAAGAAAGAUACCAACUUUGAGAAAGUUCACUUGUGUCGAGCCAAGGUCCAGAGCAAUUCCUGCCAUUUCUGCAGAAACGUCGAUGUGAAACGUCUCAAGACUAGGAACACAGUUAUGGAUGUCGAGGACCUGGUCUUAGCCGGCACUAAACAGAGGAUGUGUCCGUAUUACCUGGCGAGAGAGAUGCAGGCCGAGGCUGAUAUCGUGUUCAUGCCAUACAACUAUAUCUUAGACAUCAAGACGAGAAAGAUGCACAACAUCAAUGUGCAAGGAACAAUCAUCAUCUUGGACGAGGCACACAACAUUGAGAGGGUGUGUGAAGACUCUGCAAGCUUCGAUCUCACGUCCACCGACAUCAGUCUGUGUAUCAGCGACGUGGACACCAUUCUCAAGGCCAAGAAAGAGGAACUGGAACUCUCUGCUGAGGGAGAAAUUAGCGAUGACUUUACAGACUUUCUCAACCUCAAAGCUGUUCUUUUAUCUCUGGAGAAGAAGAUGGACGAACUGGACCUCAGUACCUCCUCCAAGGGGGUGGUCAAACCUGGAGAGUUUAUGUUUGAGUUCCUGGCUGGUGUAGGAGUGACUCAGGGCAAUGUCCACAUUCUAAGUGGCCAGUGUGGCAGGGCCAUCUCCUGGCUCACCGCCGACAGCAGAUCCUUCAGAAACGGCAACAACAUCGAGAAAUUCUUGGAUGCAAUCACGGUGGUGUUCAGUCACUCUGGCAGAGGCCCCGCCCACAGCUCCACCCACAGCUACAAAGUGUUCAUGAAGGCAGAGGAUGCCAAAACCAAGAAGAAGUCUGACAUGUGGGCAGCGCCUGCUGCAGAGUCAUCCUCCAAGAAAGAGACACGUACUCUGAGCUACUGGUGUUUCAGUCCCGGACACGCCAUGAGUGACCUCACGGCCCAGGGAGUCCGCUCUGUGAUUCUCACCAGCGGAACUCUCUCUCCUCUCGACUCAUUCUCCUGCGAACUUCACAUUGAUUUCCCAGUGCAAUACGAAGGUCCUCAUGUCAUAUCAAAGGAGCAGAUGUGGGUGGGUGUGGUCUCCAGAGGCUGUGACGGAGUCUCACUAAACUCCUCAUAUGAGAACAGGUCCACGGCUUCUUACCAGUCAAGUCUUGGCAAUACCAUUGUGAACUUUGCUCGGAUUGUGCCGCAAGGACUGCUGGUCUUCUUCCCCUCCUACCCUGUCAUGCACAGCUGCAUCAACCACUGGAGGGAGAACGGAAUACUGCAGAGGAUGGAGCAGUUCAAACCGUACUACCAGGAGCCGAGAAAAAAGGGAGAGUUUAACCCCACAAUGGAUGCUUUCUACGAGGCUAUCAACGACCCCAAAAGAGACGGAGCCAUUUUCUUUGCUGUGUGCAGAGGAAAGGUUAGCGAAGGGUUGGAUUUUGCCAACAACAAUGGUCGAGCUGUGAUCAUAACUGGACUGCCGUACCCUCCUAGAAUGGACCCAAAGGUUGACUUAAAGAUGAAACAUCUGGAAGAAUCACGGAGCACACGCUCUGUCAAAGUACUGGGAGGGCAGGAGUGGUACAGACAACAGGCGUCACGUGCGGUCAAUCAGGCAGUGGGGAGGGUCAUCAGACACAAGCAAGACUAUGGAGCUAUCAUACUCUGCGACGAGAGGUUUGCCUACCGUGGUAACAUUGAGCAGCUGCCCAAAUGGGUCCGUCCGUACGUGAAGACCUACGAGAAGUUUGGCCUUGUCCAGAGAGAUCUCAGUCGAUUCUUCUCCAAUGCAGGGAAACAGUUUGGAGGUAUGGCUCCAAAGAGAAGUGUGGUAGAGACGGUAAGGAGCGGCAAUGAGGGGGAGUCGUCCUCUGGGGGCAGGGGGGACUAUUGUGCAUCUCUGAAGAAACUGGAGAAGAUGCACUCUGUACCAGGUAGGACUCUGCUCAGUUCUCUGAAGCAAGUAGAGGCUAGCAGUGAUUCCGUGGGAAAGAAGACGUUAACUCUGCACAGGAGAACACAUCUCAAGUUGGCAGUUGAGGCUGGCCCCACUCUCUCACAGACUAUACUCUGUGGCCACAGCUCUGCACAGAGCUCCAAGUCACUGGCCACUGAUGAAGGCUCCACAGUUAAAGCCAGACCCAAGAAGAUGCUAGUAGUGUCAAAGAGACAUCAGGUGAAAAAGACGGAGAACAUUGUUGGAUUCAUAGACGAGAUAAGGGCUAAUUUGAGUGACCAGGCCUACAGCAGCUUCAAGACAGCUCUAGCACUGUACAAAGAGAAACAUGAUAUCUAUGCCUUCAUUGAAAGUCUGAAGGAAAUUUUCAACCAGGCAGCUCAUCACCAUUUACUCAAGAAGCUUCACUCGUUUGUGUUGGAGAAGCACAAGGACACGUUUUCUCUCUUCUGCCACGAGUUUAGUGGUAGUGAACUGCAAACACGUGGGUCUACUGCUGCACACCAACCCCAUGGUAAUUAG